Carassius carassius (crucian carp) is the source of this 913-nucleotide messenger RNA. RefSeq names its product GSK3-beta interaction protein-like. Gene Ontology annotation, cellular component: cytoplasm. NCBI's taxonomy places the organism in Eukaryota, Metazoa, Chordata, Actinopteri, Cypriniformes, Cyprinidae. The record is from RefSeq and is a predicted model, not a curated record. Gene Ontology annotation, molecular function: kinase regulator activity; protein kinase A binding. Bases 170 to 652 code for a protein of 160 amino acids. The transcript has 3 exons. Gene Ontology annotation, biological process: regulation of canonical Wnt signaling pathway.
AAUAAAUACAUAUUAACAGCUAAAAACUUUAGCAUAUAACAAAUAGCUUUGUUAGUUAAGUGUCCAUACUGUUAUUCUGUUAAUGUAAUUCUGGAUUGCGUUAUAUGGAACUUUUACACUACACGAACCUCGAGUGGCACCAUUAGCUAACAUUUGACUGACUGCCUUCAUGCAAUUACAUCAUACAAUAUCAUACGUUAGCAUGAGUUUGCUGUGCUCGCGCCCCCUCAUGAUCAGACGGCGGCAGGGGAUGGAGGUGGACUGCACGCCGGAGGAGUUGUCGAGGUGUUUGUUUGAGGAGCGCUGUGUGGAGCUGGGGGAGGUGAAGGACAUGCGGCUGGAGGCCGAGGCGGUGGUCAGUGAUGUGCUCUUCGCGGUCACAGACAUGCACGUCUCUCACAGUCUCUCUAGCGGACAGGAUGUGGCCUACAUUAACGUGGAGACCAGAGAGGGAAAGCGAUACUGCUUGGAGCUCACUGAGGCAGGGUUAAGAGUGGUGAGCCACGUCUUCGAUCAGGUGCAUGAGGAGUUGAGCACCCAGUAUCAUGAAACGGUUUACUCGCUGCUGGACUCUCUCAGCCCCGGAUACAGAGAGGCGUUUGGAAAUGCUCUGCUACAGAGACUGGAGCGGCUCCAACAGAACGGACAGUGAGCGCUUCAGUAUCGCUAACAGUUCCUGUGCCGCUCUCAGCUCAAAGCAUCAGUGCUACCCUUUUCAGUUCCUAGCCUGUCAUAUUUGUUGAUUUGACAAACUGACUUGCCUGUGAUGUUUUAAGGUAUUUUACUGUUAUUUGGAGAGGUAUCUUUGCUAUGACCCAGAUGAAUCCUCCAUUUUUAUUCAUAUUUAUGCAAAUGAAAUGACCCUCAGAAAUAUUGACGUGCUGUUUUGAGGACUAUGGGGAAAUGUUUGAAC